Colletotrichum phormii is the source of this 1355-nucleotide messenger RNA. RefSeq names its product aminobenzoyl-glutamate utilization protein B. Lineage: Eukaryota; Fungi; Ascomycota; Sordariomycetes; Glomerellales; Glomerellaceae. The transcript is spliced from 3 exons. The coding region runs from base 1 to 1338 and encodes 445 amino acids. Gene Ontology annotation, molecular function: dipeptidase activity. The record is from RefSeq and is a predicted model, not a curated record.
AUGGGUAUCCAAGGUUCUUUCACGGCCCUGGUGGCAGCACUGAAUGUAAGUUCAGCUGUGGCAUUCAACGUAAUUCCCCGCCAAAGCAACGGCACUGGCGAAACAAGCCCGUACUUUUCGGACGUGUCCGACUACAUCAAUUCCAUCAUUGACGAGCUAUGGCCAAUCAAUAAGGAAAUCCACGAGAACCCUGAGCUAGGCUAUGAAGAAGUCAAAGCCCAUGACCUCCUUACUUCCUUCAUGGAAUCCCACGAAGGGUGGAAUGUUACAAGAUCCAUCUAUAACAUCAGCACCGCAUUCGUCGCGGUGUUUGAAGGAUCAGGCGAGGGGCCUGUUGUGUCCUUCAAUGCCGAAUAUGCCUCUGUCGGAGGAGCGCUUGCUGCCGCUGAGAUCAUGCGUGCUAAAAGCAUUCCUAGUAAAGUGAUUUUAUUCGGCACUCCUGCUGAAGAGAGCCUUGGUGGCAAGGUCAAGCUCCUUGAAGCCGGCGCCUUCAAGGAUCAUAACAUCGACAUCUCACUUAUUUCCCACCCCACCAACGGCGGCGACUCUCCAUACAUGAUCACCACAUCGACCGACCGUUUCGAAGUAGAAUACUAUGGCAAGGAGGCCCACGCGGCUGCGUCUCCUUGGGAGGGAAUCAACGCUCAAGACGCCCUGGUCCUCGCCAACAAUGCCAUCGCUCUCCUCCGCCAGCAGACGCGAUCGACCGACAAGAUCCAUGGUAUUAUUACCUCCGCAGGAACACGCAUCAAUGUCAUCCCCGCGCUCGCUCAAGCGUCUUUUCAAAUCCGAUCCGCCGAGGACGAGGCCCUGGAAGAAUGGACUGAGCGCAUCAUCAAGUGCUGGGAAGCCGGUGCCCUGGCCACAGGCGCUGAGCUCAACGUCACCAAGCGCCCCUACGGCUACUCCAACAUGAUAUCCAACGACGUUCUCGCCAGCUCCUGGUCAAAGUACUUCACCGAACUUGGCGGCGAAGUCCCCAACGCCGAGGUUGAUAAGCUGCGCGAACCGAGUGGUAGCACCGAUCAGGGAAAUGUUAGCAAAGACUUCCCCACGAUCAGCCCUUGCUUUGGAAUUACGAACGAGAAUGGCAGGGCGCCAGCUGGCGGUCCUCAUACUGCUGCCUUUGAAGUUGCCGCUGGUAGUAGGGCUGCAUUCGACAAGGCCAUCGUGGUCGCGAAGAGCAUGGCUGGUGUUGCUGUUGAUGUCCUGACUGUUGACGGCAUGCUCGAACUGAUCAAGGAGGAGUUCGAGGCUACACAAACUGUUGGUAUCACAGGCGUGAUACAUUUCCUCAUGAGGGUGUAUCUUCGGCAACAAUCACGUCGAUGUCCGUGAUAAUUGCUGUUGUUGUU